AGUUCUCAGAGGGAAUUGAGCACCCAGCAGCAGUCUCAGGCCAAGCCCCCUGCCAGCAUGGCCAGCGAGUUCAAGAAGAAGCUCUUCUGGAGGGCAGUGGUGGCCGAGUUCCUGGCCAUGACCCUCUUUGUCUUCAUCAGCAUCGGUUCUGCCCUGGGCUUCAAAUACCCAGUGGGGAACAACCAGACGGCAGUCCAGGACAACGUGAAGGUGUCGCUCGCCUUCGGGCUGAGCAUCGCCACGCUGGCGCAAAGCGUGGGCCACAUCAGCGGCGCCCACCUCAACCCAGCUGUCACACUGGGGCUGCUGCUUAGCUGCCAGAUCAGCAUCUUCCGUGCCCUCAUGUACAUCAUCGCCCAGUGCGUGGGGGCCAUCGUCGCCACCGCCAUCCUCUCAGGCAUCACCUCCUCCCUGCCUGGGAACUCGCUUGGCCGCAAUGACCUGGCUGAUGGCGUGAACUCGGGCCAGGGCCUGGGCAUCGAGAUCAUCGGGACCCUCCAGCUGGUGCUAUGCGUGCUGGCUACUACCGACCGGAGGCGCCACGACCUUGGUGGCUCAGCCCCCCUUGCCAUCGGCCUCUCUGUAGCCCUUGGACACCUCCUGGCUAUUGACUACACCGGCUGUGGGAUUAACCCUGCUCGGUCCUUUGGCUCCGCGGUGAUCACACACAACUUCAGCAACCACUGGAUUUUCUGGGUGGGGCCAUUCAUCGGGGGAGCCCUGGCUGUACUCAUCUAUGACUUCAUCCUGGCGCCACGCAGCAGUGACUUCACAGACCGCGUGAAGGUGUGGACCAGCGGCCAGGUGGAGGAGUACGACCUGGAUGCCGACGACAUCAACUCCAGGAGCUUCCUGGGGACCAAGAUUUACCAAUUAACUCACUCCCUUGAAGUCGUGGAGGAGGUGAAAGAAAGGGACCCACCUGCUAGUCGCCCCCUCAGAGUGUGAUGGGAGGUGUGCCACAAAGUCCCCCCUCGCCCCAAAGUUGCUCACCGACUCACCUGCGCACAUGCCUGGGAUUCUACCAUAAUUGCUUUGUGCCUUUGGGCACGGCCCUCCUUCUUCUCCUAACACGCACCUUGCUCCCAGUGGUGCUUGGAGGGGGAAGAGAUCCCAGGAGGUGCAGUGGAGGGGGCAAGCUUUGCUCCUUCAGUUCUGCUUGCUCCCAGGCCCCCGACCCGCUCGGACUUACUGCCUGACCUUGGAAUCGCCCCUAUCUCAGGGCCUCAGCGACCUCCUUCUGCAAAGUGGCAGGGACUGGCAGAGCUCUACGGGCCUGCAGCCCCCAAGUGCAGACACAGUAUGGGUCCAGAAGACAUGGUCUAGACAAGGGCUGCUCUUUCCACUUGCCCUGUGUUCUUUCCCCAGGGGCAUGGCUGUCGCCACACGCCUCUGUGUACAUGUGUACAGAGCAGACAGGCUACAAAGCAGAGAUCGACCGACAGACAGCCAGGUAGUUGGAACUUUGUGUUCCCUAUGGAGAGGCUUCCCUACACAGGGCCUGCUGUUGCAGAAUGAAGCCAUUUAGAGGGUGAAGGAGGAAUACGCAUGUUACUUCUCUGAGUUUUAGUUGGUCUUUCCAUCUAUCACUGCAUUAUCUUGCUCAUUCUUUCACUUCUCUACUCCCUCUGGUCAGUGUAGACACAGGUCACCAUUAUGCUGGUGUAUGUUUAUCAAAGAGCGCUUGAGCUGUCUGAAGCCCAAAGCCUGAGGACAGAAAGACCCUGAUGCAGGUCAGCCCAGGGAGGCAGAUGCCGUUGCUGGGCCUGGGGGUUUUCCAAGCCCUCAGCUGGUCUUGAGCAGGAUGGAGCAAGCUCUUCUCUUGCUCAUGAGCUCCUGAUCAGAGGCAUUUGAGCAGCUGAGUAACCUGCACAGGUUUGCUGUGUGACCCCUGGCCACAGCCUUCCCUCUGCAUUGACCUGGAGGGGAGAGGUCAGCUUUGACCUGAUAAGGUAGCUAUAGUUGCAGCCCAAGGACAGUUCAGAGAUCAGAAUCAGCUUUGAAGGCUGAAUUGUAUCUACAUAAGUCCAUUCAAUUCCACCAGGGCCAGAGCAGCUCCACCACUGUGCACUUAGCCAUGAUGGCAACAGAAACCAAGAGACACAAUUACGCAGGUAUUUAGAAGCAGAGGGACAACCAGAAGGCCUUUAGCUAUAACCAGUGCAUCACAUCUGCUCACUCUCUCCUCCAUUCCCUAGCAGGAACUUCUGGCCCAUUUAAUAGAUAAAGAAACUGAGGCCCGCGGUUUCAGCUAGACAAUGAUUUGGCCGGCCUAGUAACCAAGGCCCUGUCUCUGGCUACUCCCUGGACCAUGAGGCUAAUUCCUCUCAUUUCCAGCUUCUCAGUUUCUGCCUGGGCAGUGGCCAGGGGCCAGGAGUGGGGAGAGUUGUGAUGAAGGGGAGAGGGGGCACACCCACCUCCUGCCUGGUUCUAGGCUGCUGCACACCAGGGCCCUGCAUCUGUCUGCUCUGCAUAUAUGUCUCUUUGGAGUUGGAAUUUCAUUAUAUGUUAAGAAAAUAAAGGAAAAUGACUUAUAAGGUC
Messenger RNA from Symphalangus syndactylus (siamang), 2541 nucleotides. It is a transcript of the gene AQP1, whose product is annotated as aquaporin 1 (Colton blood group). Gene Ontology annotation, molecular function: glycerol transmembrane transporter activity; ammonium channel activity; carbon dioxide transmembrane transporter activity. Gene Ontology annotation, biological process: hyperosmotic response; renal water transport; carbon dioxide transmembrane transport. NCBI's taxonomy places the organism in Eukaryota, Metazoa, Chordata, Mammalia, Primates, Hylobatidae. The record is from RefSeq and is a predicted model, not a curated record. Gene Ontology annotation, cellular component: membrane.